AUGCUAGGGUUAAGCCCGUAUGGUGCAUACUGGCGUGACUUGCGCAAAAUUAUAGUCCAAGAGCUACUCUCAAGCCACAUGCUUGAGCAAUUCAAACAUGUUCGAGAAUCCGAAGUAGUGAUGGCCACAAAAGAGGUAUACAAUCUAUGGACUAAAAGAAACGAUUCAAAAGAAAAUGGUUCCGGACAACUUUUGGUGCAGCUGAAGCAGUGGUUCAACGAUUUAACUCUAAAGGUGUUUUUUAGGAUGGUUGCUGGAAAUAGAUAUAAUAAUUUGGGUGACGAGAUAGACGAAGUUCGGUGCCAUAAGGCCGUGAGGGAGCUCUUUCAUUUUAUUGGAUUGUUUGCCCUUGGGGAUGCUGUUCCAUGGCUUAGGUUUUUGGAUAUUGGUGGGCACGAAAAAGCUAUGAAAAAAACUGCCAAAGAGCUCGAUACCAUAGUUAUGUCCUGGUUGGAGGAGCACAAGCAGAGAAGAGCUAAAGAUGGAGACAAUAAUCGAGAUUUCAUCGACCUGAUGCUUUCAGUCCUCGACAGACAAAAUGUUGCGCAACAUGAAUCAUUUGAUGCUGAUACCGUCAUGAAAGCAACAGUUUUGAAUCUGAUUGCUGGAGGAAGCGAUCCAACCUCCGUGCUCAUGGGCUGCGCAAUCUCAAUGUUGUUGGACAAUCGCCAUGCUUUGAAGAAAGUCUAUGAAGAACUAGACAACCAAGUUGGCAAAGGAAGACUAGUGAAUGAAUUAGAUAUCAAUAAUCUCGUGUACCUGCAAGCCGUUAUUAAAGAAGUGUUGCGUUUAUAUGCAACAUUCUCUGGCUACAGAGAAUUCAUCGAGGACUGCAUUGUGGGAGGGCACCAUGUCCCGAAAGGCACGUGGCUGACAGUGAACGCGUGGAAGAUUCAUACUGACCCGCAGGUUUGGGAUGACCCGAUGGAGUUCAAGACGGAAAGAUUUCUCACAAGCCAUAAGGAUGUUGAUGUCAAGGGUCGGCAUUUUGAGUUAAUGCCUUUUGGUAGCGGUCGAAGAGCAUGCCCUGGCAUAAAUUUGGGCCUUCACUUGACGCUUUUGAUCCUGGCUAGUUUUCUGCAUGCGUUUGAGAUCUCUACUCCAACAAAUGCAACCGUUGAUAUGUGCCAAGGAUUUGGAGAUUCCAACAAGAAAUCUACCCUACUUAAAGUCCUCGUCGAACCUCGCCUGCCUCCAAAUCUCUAUGAAUAA
Molecule: messenger RNA, 1212 nt
Organism: Malus domestica (apple)
Lineage: Eukaryota; Viridiplantae; Streptophyta; Magnoliopsida; Rosales; Rosaceae
Source: RefSeq, a predicted model, not a curated record